AUGUAUUCUAUGAUACAACUAUCACCAAUAACAAUUUAUAAAUCAAAUGUUAAAGAAGGGAAAUGUGAAUUAAUAGGUUCAUUUUCUUUAUUUACUCAAUUAUUAUUAGGUUUGCUUUGUUUAUCAUCAUUAGUUAUUAAAAGAAUAUAUUUUGAAUAUCCAAUACGACGUAAUUUUAAAAUUUGGUGUUUUGAUGUUAGUAAACAAUUAAUAGGAGCAUUUGGAGUACAUAUAUUCAAUAUUACAUUAAGUACAUUAAAAACUUCAGAUGAUUUAAGUAAUUUAAUAUUAGAAGAACCAGAUAUUGAUGAUGACGCAUGCGACUGGUAUUUUUUAAACAUUGUAUUAGAUUGUACGAUAGGUGUUUAUAUCCUAUAUUUGGUUUUUAAGUUUAUGAAUCAUAUUUGUAAAGAUUAUUUCCAUAUUACAAAUAUUGAGAGUGGGAAAUAUGGAAAUAAUCUAAAUAGUCCCUCAUUUAAGGCAUUUUUUAAACAAUUAAUUAUAUAUUUUAUUUCGUUAAUGAUUACCAAAGUUAUUUUAUAUAUUGGUGUUGAAAUAUUUGAGUAUCAAUUAUUAUGGAUAUGUAAAAAUAUUUUAUUAUACUGGUUAAAUGAUUAUUCAGAUGAAUUUGAAAUAUUUAUAGUAAUGUUUAUAAUUCCUAUAAUUAUGAAUUGUUUACAAUUAAUCCUAAUUGAUAAUUUUAUAAGGAAUCAAUUUUGGAAAAGUACAAAUCAGAAAAUACAAAUGCAAUAUCCUAAUUUUCAAAAUGAAACUGAUUCAAUACGACAAAGAGAAAUAGAUCAAGUUAUAAAUGAAGAAUUAAUAAACGAAAUAGAAAAUAAUCAAAAAAAUUAUCAUUCAAUUAAUCAAGUAUAA
This is a messenger RNA of Insectozyma verbasci, 876 nucleotides long. Lineage: Eukaryota; Fungi; Ascomycota; Pichiomycetes; Serinales; Debaryomycetaceae. The record is from the annotation of a GenBank genome assembly.